Messenger RNA from Didymodactylos carnosus, 630 nucleotides. The record is from the annotation of a GenBank genome assembly. NCBI's taxonomy places the organism in Eukaryota, Metazoa, Rotifera, Eurotatoria, Philodinida, Philodinidae.
AUGGGUAUCCAUCAGCAUGCGGCUAUACGUAAUGCUGGCACGAUAGCUGGUCUUAAUGUAUUGAGAAUAGUUGCUACAUCUACCUCAGUAUGUAUGUCAUGGGGAUUAAAAUCGGCAAGAAAUGGUGAAAAAAUUGUCUUGGCCUGUGAUAUUGGUGGUGGAUCGGUAAGUGUUAGCAUAGCUGCGGUGGAUGAAGGCUUAUUUAUAGUUAAAUCAACCACAGAAACAAAAUUUCCUAUCGUUAGAAGUAAACAUAAUCUUGUUAGGUUUCGUACAGCGUGUGAAAACGCUAAAGAAACAUUAUCGAGUGCUCUGCUAGCGUCUAUAGAACUUGCUGCUGUCGGAAGUGAUGGUAUCAAUCUUUAUUCAUCCAUAACACGGGAGCAAUUUGAAGAAUUAAACAAUGAUCUAUUUAGAUCUGUGCUGGACGUAAUAAAAAAAGCAUUGCUGGACGGAAAACUGCGUGAAUCUGAUAUAGAUGAAGUAAUCGUUGUUGGUGGUAGUUCAAGGAUCCCAUUCGUACAAAAUAUAAUAAAAGACUAUUUUAAAGGCAAAGCACUGGUUAGAUUUAUCUAUAAUGAUGAAGCAGCCGUACAUGGAGCGGCUGUUCUAGCAGCCAUAGUGCAAUAG